Messenger RNA from Sphaerodactylus townsendi, 2198 nucleotides. It is a transcript of the gene ZC2HC1C, whose product is annotated as zinc finger C2HC-type containing 1C. The coding region runs from base 349 to 1932 and encodes 527 amino acids. The transcript has 3 exons. NCBI's taxonomy places the organism in Eukaryota, Metazoa, Chordata, Lepidosauria, Squamata, Sphaerodactylidae. The record is from RefSeq and is a predicted model, not a curated record.
AUAAUCCGAAUCAUAGAGACUGAAUAAUUACAUUCCGGGGAAAAACGAAAGACGGAAAAAUAUUGUUUGGAAACCGGAUGUAGCGCCCGCGUGUGCGUUGCUAGGCAACUGUGGUAAACGGUCACACCUGGCGCUGGAGGCUGAGAUAAGAAUAGGAGGGCGGAAUGAGGUCUGGCGGAUGGACGGAAGAGAAGGGGGGCUUUUUGGAGCAGCCUGGCGAGAUAAGUUGCUUUAGCAACCGAGCCGCCAUUUACAUCCUUAAGGUUCUGUGCGGAAGGCUGGGGCCCCUUACUGCUCAUUGUACGGAACUGAACGGUCAAGUCCCUGCGGCUUUGCUAUAAAUGCCGAAUGGCUCAAUUGCAGCUUUCUGUGUGUUCUCAUGCGGAUCCAAUGGCAUCCAGCCCCAGUCUUCCUGCAAUAAGUCUGAAGAAAUGUCAUUCAGAGGCUCUUAGAGAGCAGCCAAGGUUCGAACACCUGCAGACUAAUAUCCAGCAACAAUUCCUGUCCAACAAAGAUAAGAAGCUGAAAGAUGUUUGCAUCCAAAAAGGCCGGAGUGCUUCCUGUUCUGACCCUGCAGAAAGUAGCCAGCCAAUUUCAGAGAAUGUGGGCUUCCAGUCUGCUGGCCCUCAUGACUGGUACCUCAAGAACCAAGCUAGCAUUCUUCCCUCCCACUGGAGAGCCAAGCGGAGAGAAGGUGUAGACAGGGCAUACCCACUAAGACCAGUCUUCCAUCAAAAAGCUGGUAAUGGGGCCAUAACUAGUUCUUUGCAAGAUGCAAGCCCGCCAGCUACACAGACUGCUUCCCCUAACAUUAGUUCAGAGAAAAAAGGAAGAUCACAUGCAGUCAAAGCCCAGCAUGUUGGAGUGCCUUGUUCUUUUUCAGUAGAGCAGUCAUGGAGAGCAGCUGCUUAUCCAAGAAGGGCUGAGUCCAGCUACAUUCAAAAACUGGAGGCUGCUGGUAGGAAUUUGGGGGAGGAGAUCCAGAGAAAGGAGGCCCUCCUCAGGGAGAAGCUGAUGAGAACAGAAGAGGAGCUCCGGAGGAUCCAGUGGGAGAGGCGACAGGCAGAGGCAAAAGCAAGGAAGGAACAUGGACUAUGGAUGCCUGAAAGGAAAGCAGCAGACAUUUCUUGGGUUCAACUUUCCAGAUCUACAGCCCAGCCAAGUGAUGAUCAGUGGAAGAAUGUUCCAAAUAGCCCUGUAGCUUCUAAAGAGACAACCCCAGUUCCCUCAGAACUCCACAUGGAAAGGCUUAAAAAACAACGGUUGGUGGCUAGCAACAGUAAAAUUCAAGGAAAAGUUUCCCAGGAAAAUGCAACAGCUCCUUGUCCCGAGCUGGCUUCCAGGCAUGACCAGCCUCCAACAACAGUCCCUUUAGGACAGACUGACAGCAUGGUUGCAGCAGCACCACUACCACCAGCAUACGUGGAUGCAGUAAGCAGUGUAGAAGACUGGGGUGAAUGUAGUUUUUGUGGACGGAAGCUUUACAGCGCCAGGUUGGAGAAGCAUAUAAGUAUCUGCAGCAAGAAUCACAGCUCCAAGAGAAAAGUAUUCGAUUCAAGUAAAGCCAGAGCAAAGGGCACUGAAUUAGAGACGUUUAAUCUCUUGAUGGGCUCAGAUGCCUCUCAGAAAAGAACUUCAACCAAAAGUAUUGAUGCUUCCAAGCAAAGCAGUAUGCAAUCUAAGCAAAGCGGCUGGAGACAGAAGCAUGAGUCUUUUAUCAAGACACUGCGUAGGGCUCGUGAGGUGCAGCGAGUAAUUUCUAAAGGGGGAAAGGCCUCAGAUCUUCCCCCAAUACCUGCCAUGGAAAACCCAGACUACAAAUUGUGCCCGUACUGCACACGUCAGUUUGCUCCUAAGGUGGCCGAGAGACACAUUCCCAAGUGCAAAAACAUUAAGAAUAGACCACCACCGCCACCACAGCAAAAGAAAUAACAGGCCCAGAUGAAUACUUCAACUGAAAUAGUUACAUUGAAACCACCUGCCAUUUCCUUCAGUUUGACUGGACAAGUAGCAGAGAGCAUGCUAGUGGAUGUGGCUUUAUUUUUUUAAAACAACAACGCAGGUGAAGUUUGUAAACCUACAAGCUGUGAGUAGAUUAUUAAAUCUCUCAUGUUGUAUAUUAGGGUCAGUACUUCUUAAGAGUUUAACUAGACCUAAGGCUGUAUUUUCCAUUUCCCUAAUAUCACUGACUGAUCCCA